This is a messenger RNA of Fomitiporia mediterranea MF3/22, 207 nucleotides long. RefSeq lists its product as uncharacterized. The transcript has 2 exons. Lineage: Eukaryota; Fungi; Basidiomycota; Agaricomycetes; Hymenochaetales; Hymenochaetaceae. The record is from RefSeq and is a predicted model, not a curated record. The coding region runs from base 1 to 207 and encodes 68 amino acids.
AUGGGUCGACAAUGGCUGGCAUCUCUGUUAGCACUCAUUGUGUACAAUGUACAAAGUGCGCUUGCUGACAACGACAACGGCUUCGAUGAAAACCCACUGCAGUCCAUGGCCAGGUAUUCAUCAAACUGGUACUCACUGAUCCUUCCUGCUUGCUGUCUACUGCUUCCAACAGCACCUCGAACUGAUGAGCUCAUGAUGCCUGAUUAG